UUCCAAUUGCUAAUCCAGCAUUUGUGGAUAGCUGCAAACUGGGAUAUAUGGGCCAACGUUGCUCAGGUGAUUGGUUUACUGACUUCGCACACAACUGAGCUCCAGGAAAAUACACCUGUUGUUGAGUUUAAAGAAUAUUGGCAGAGAAAGAGCGGUAGAGUUACAGCAGGAGCGAAGAGGAACAGGAAAACAAAUGGCAGUAUCCCUGAGACAGCCACUUUUGGUGGUUGCCAGUCACCUGGGGAUUCAGCAACAGCUUUCCACGGAGAGGGCCCUACAUCAUCGGCUACCCUGAAGGAUCUGGAGAGCCCGUGCCGAGAACCGGCAGUAGUCUGGGAUUCAAGGUCCGUAAAAGUCAAUGAACUGAAGAACACCAUCGAAUCUUUGAAACAACAGAAUAAAGACCUGGAACAUCAACUGGAAGAAGAAAAGAAAGAAAACAACAAGAGACGCCAGGCCGAAUGGGGGCUAGAAGUUCAAAUCAAGGUACUGAAUAUAGAGAAAAAUAAGCUCCACACGGACCUGUGUCGCACAAAAGGUGUUCUCAGACACUUUGAAGAAGAGUCCAAGGAUCUGGCAGACCACCUGCAAUGUUCAUCGCAGUGCAUAGGAGAGUUGGAGCGGGCUCUCUCUGCUGUCGCCACAAAACAGAAGAAGGAUAUCAGUUUCUCGAGCCGCAGUAGAGAACUUAGCUGGUGGCGGUUAAAGAAAUCCACAGAGGAGAAGGCACGGCUGAAAACACAGCUAACACGGUUGAAGGAGUUGCUGACCCAAGUCCAAUUAGAACGAGAUCAAUAUGCUUGCCAAAUAGAAGGAGAGAGGGCCCGGUGGCAGCAGAGGAUGAGCAAAAUGUCGCAGGAGAUUGACACAUUGAAAAAAUCAAAAAAUCACUAUACGCAUCGGGUAGAGGAGCUGCGAUCCAAACUCAAAAAUCAGAUGGCUGAACCCCUGCCCCCGGAGCCCCCAGCAGUGCCCUCUGAGGUGGAGCUGCAGCACCUGAGGAAGCAACUCGAGAGAGUGGCAGGAGAGCUCCAGGCCCAGGUCGAAAAGAAUCAGCGCAUAAGUCUCCUGAACCGGGUCCAAGAAGAGAGGCUUCAGAAGCAGGAGGAGAGGCUCCAGGAACAGCAGGAGAGGCUUCAGCAGCUGGCCAAGCCACAGAGCGUCUUCGAGGAGCUGGAGAGCCUGGAAGCUACCAGCCAACAGAACCAGCAGCUAACAGCCCAGUUGGGCCUCAUGGCUUUCCCUGGGGAAGGAGAUGGAGGAGAACCUCGGCCCAUGCUGAGCGUCCCGGAGGACCUGGAGAGCGGGGAGGCCAUGAGCAGCUUUAUGGACCACCUGGAGGAGAAGGCAGACCUGAGUGAGCUGGUGAAGAAACAAGAAAUACGAUCCAUCCAGUACUGGCGAGAGAGAUGCCAUCAGAAAACCCAUCACCUUUUAACGGAGCCAGGGGGCCAUGCCAAAGAUGUGGCACUGGGAGGAGGAGAUCAUGAGGCUGGCCCAGGACAGGAAGGAGAUGAAGGUGAAGCUGCUGGAGCUGCAGCAGAUGGUAUCGGGGCCUGUGGCGACGACAACAAUGGGCACAGAAAAUUCCUGGCUGCUGCCCAGAACCCUGCUGAUGAGCCCGGUCCAGGAGCUCCAGCCCCCCAGGAGCUUGGGGCUGCAGACAAGCAUGGUGAUCUUUGUGAGGUGAGCCUCACCUCCUCUGCGCAAGGAGAGGCCAGGAAGGGUCCUCCCUGUGACAACCCUACUGCACAGCCAAUCGUGCGGGACCACCAGGAGCACCCAGGCUUGGGCAGCAAUGGCUGUCUUCCAUUCUUUUGCUGGGCUUGGCUGCCGAGAAGAAGGAGAUAAACAUCAUCAUCAUCAAAGAGCUGGCCAAGAAAUUUUUAAAUAAGAAACCAAGUUAUGGGGUUAAUCUCCGACACAAUUCAUUUAGUUCAUUUGAAUGUUAGAGCCACUCAUGAUUAUUUGUGUUUCUAAUUUAUAGUUUAAGUUUAUUUGUAAAAAGUUAAAAGAGAGUGGGCCUCUGUGGCUUUCACUGAUGUUCACUCUGGCAUCCUUUAGUAUUUUUCUUUUUUAAUUUCAUAAUUGUAGGUCAUUAGCAUGCAUAUCAAGUUUGCCCUUAUGUGGUGGGAGUUCAAACACGCAAAGACCCACUCUUUGCACAAAACUGUUCUCGUUGGUUUGGAAUAGGCUGCCAUGCUUUUUUAAUGUUAUUGCAGCAUGUAUAUUCAUUACAGAAUUCAGAUAAAAUUUGCCUAUGUUC
Messenger RNA from Nomascus leucogenys (northern white-cheeked gibbon), 2266 nucleotides. RefSeq names its product golgin subfamily A member 8K-like. The transcript has 19 exons. The record is from RefSeq and is a predicted model, not a curated record. Gene Ontology annotation, molecular function: protein binding. Gene Ontology annotation, biological process: Golgi organization; spindle assembly. Gene Ontology annotation, cellular component: Golgi cisterna membrane; cis-Golgi network; Golgi cis cisterna. The annotation marks the transcript as partial. NCBI's taxonomy places the organism in Eukaryota, Metazoa, Chordata, Mammalia, Primates, Hylobatidae.